Molecule: messenger RNA, 4524 nt
Organism: Vicugna pacos (alpaca)
Lineage: Eukaryota; Metazoa; Chordata; Mammalia; Artiodactyla; Camelidae
Product: putative protein FRMPD2-like
Molecular function (GO): protein binding
Source: RefSeq, a predicted model, not a curated record
AUGGUUCUUGAAAGUGAAACAAUUGAAUUUUUUAUAGUGGCACCUAAUCCAGCUGAGCUCUUACAGGCUCUCUCGCGGAUCACCGGCUUUGAGGACGCAGGCUGCUGGGUGGCUCUGCCUGCUAACUGGCCAGAGUCUGCACAGGGCUCAGGGCAUGCGAGCCAGCAGCCGGAACGGGCAGAGCCUCUGUUGAUUCACUCGCUGGGCCACCAAGUGCUUAGUAACAAACAGUCAACAAAGACAGCAGCACAGGCGACAGUGGCAGCUGAGUGGAGAGACAAGAUCCCUGCUCGUUGUUGGAAAGCUGUCCAUGAUGAAGGCCUAGACCGUCACGGAGACUUUUUGGAUGCAGCCUUUGACACAGGACCCAGGCCCGGCAGAAGGGCGCUCGGCCAGCCCUGCUCCUCCCCUCACACCUGUCGGCCCCCUUGCUCGCCUCCAUCACCCCGUGCUCCUGCCCCUGUGAUCUUGGAAUCGGCCAAGCCCCGAGAUUCUGUGCCUGGUACUCUGUCUGUCUGGAAAGUUCUUCCCAAGACUGGCACCUUCUCAACCUUCAAGUCGCAGCUCAAAUGUCACCUCCUGGAGGCACCUCUCGGGACCACUCCAGCUCCAGUGUCCCCAACACCAAAGGCACAUGGCAUGAGCCUGGCCUCUGUGACUCUGGCCAGUGUCCUGCAGGUCCGGGGCGAAGCUCUGUCUGAGGAGGAAAUCUGGUCCCUCUUGUCCCUGGCUGCUGAGCGACUCCUGGAAGACCUUCGUGAUGAUUCCUCAGACUAUGUGGUCUGCCCCUGGUCAGCCUUACUUUCUGCGGCCGGAAGUCUUUCCUUCCAAGACCAUAUUUCUCAUAUAGAGGCAGCUCCUUUCAAGGCCCCUGAACUGCUGCAAGGACAGAGUGACGCAGAGCAGCCUGAUGCAUCUCAGAUGCAUGUCUAUUCUUUAGGAAUGACCCUCUACUGGUCAGCAGGGUUUCAUGUUCCACCAAAUCAGCCCCUGCAGCUCUGUGAGCCCCUGCACUCCAUUCUGCUGACCAUGUGCGAAGACCAGCCCUGCAGGCGGCUGUCCCUGCCAUCCAUCCUGGAAGCUUGUCGGGUUCACUGGGAAGAAGUGACUGUCUACCCAGCCUCUGCCAAUCUCCACAUCAGACAGCUGGUUGGCAUGGUUCUGGGCACCACCUCCCAGGUGGAGCGGAGGGCUGUGGAAGAAAGCUCUUCCGGGCAGCGGGACAGGAGCUACCUGCUCAGGAACAGGCUGCAUCAGGCGAGCCACGAGAGCCCAGCCGCGCAGGUCUUGGGGUGUCUGCAUCCCUGUAGAGUUUCAGAGAGAAACACAGAGACCCAGAGCUCCCCAGAGCCCAGACUGAGCGCCGCAGCUUACAGUCACUGCAGCCUCUCUGUUAACAGCGCACUUCCUGCUGAAGGGCCCCCAGAUCCUCAGGAGGGCCGACGGCUCAGCUCUGGUUCUGCUCUCCCGGAAAACUCACGGCCGGCCUCUCCCUCUCAGAGGGGUUUCCUGCAAAGAAGGGGAAAGUUCUCCAGGCCGGAGUUCGCCCUGCUGGCUGGAGAGGCCCCGGUGACCUUGCACCUGCCUGGAUCGAUUGUGACCAGAAAAGGGAAAUCCUAUUUGGCUCUCAGGGACCUCAGUGUGGUGCUACUGAGUGGACAGUGCCUGGAGGUGAAGUGUGACAUCACGUCGACUGUGGGAGCCGUCUUCAACGCCAUUGUGUCCUUCGCCAACCUUGGGGAGCUCACCUACUUUGGCUUGGCUUGCUUGAAAGGCAAAGAGUUCUUUUUCCUGGAUGCUGAAACCAGGUUGUGCAAAAUUGCCCCCGAAGGCUGGAGUGAGCAGCCCCAGAAGAGGAGCACCCCAAAGACCUUCACGCUCUUUCUGAGGAUCAAGUUCUUUGUCAGUCACUGUGGGCUGUUCCAGCACAGCUGGACAAGGCAUCAAUUUUACCUGCAGCUUCGGAAAGACAUCCUGGAGGAGAGGCUGUACUGCAAUGACGAGAUGCUGCUACAGCUGGGGGUCCUCGCCUUGCAGGCUGAGUUUGGCAGCUACCCAGAGGAGCAGGUUGAAAAUAAAGCCUAUUUUCGAGUUGAAGAUUACAUCCCUGCAAGUCUGAUUGAGAGGAUGACGGCUCUCCAGGUCCAAGCCGAAGUCUCAGAGAUGCACCGUCUGAGUCCUGUGCUCUGGGGAGAGGAUGCCGAGCUGGAGUUCUUGAGGGUCACUCAGCAGCUCCCAGAAUACGGUGUGCUGGUUUACCAAGUUCUCCCAGAGAAGACGAGGCCAGAAGGGGAGAUGGCCUUGGGAAUCUGUGCCAAGGGUGUCAUAGUAUACGAAGUGAGAAACAACAGCAGAAUUGCAACUUUACGGUUUCAGUGGAGAGAAAUUGAAAAGAUUUUGGCUUAUCGAAAGAAGUUCAUCAUCACAAGCAGCAUCACUGGGAAAAAGCACACAUUUGUCACCGAUUCAGCCAAGACCUGUAAAUAUUUACUGGGACUCUGCUGCGCCCAGCAUGGGUUUAACGCUCAGAUGAGCUCUCCCGGAGUUACACCUGACUAUGAUAAGUGUUUGCAAAUGGCUAAUUUGAGUCUUGCACACCUGGCCCGGUCCAAGCCUCUCAGUUGGAUUCAGAGAUUGUCCUGCUCAGAAAAUGCGCUGUUCGUACCCAGGCUGGCGGACGCCAUGGGAGGCGUGGUGCAGACGUCACUGGAUAACUUGACCGUGGAAGCCAGCAAGGGGACGGGAGCUCAGGGACUCAGAGGCAGCCCCUGCCCUGGCCGUGAGCAGCUGGAGAACAUGUGUUUGAUCCAGAAGCCAACAACUUGUGACCCUCUCUCUGGGCUGCCUGUUCGGAGCAUGUGCACAGGGCCCCAAAAUAACAAGAGGAGCUUUACAGCCGAACCAGACCGAGAAAUUGUGCACGUGACAUUGAACCGGGAUCCACGCCAUGGUUUUGGUUUUGUCAUUCAUGAGGGAGAAGAUGUAGGCAAAGUUGUUCCUGGCAUCUUUAUAUCUUCUAUUAUACCUGGGGGACCAGCUGAAAAAGCUAAAAAGAUCAAACCGGGAGGGCAGAUACUAGCCCUGAAUCACAUCAGUCUGGAGGGCUUCACGUUCGACAUGGCUGUUAGAAUGAUUCAGAAUUCCCCUGACAACGUAGAAUUAAUCAUUUCUCAGUCAAGAGGUGUUUGUGGCAAUACCUCCAGCGAGGAGAAGAAGAGCACGGCCAAUUCCAGGGUCUGCUCUACAGACAGCCUGAGCGACGGGCACCGAGGAGGUUUGCCAUCACAUACACAAGACCAGGAGAGAGUCAGUGAAGAACUAGGCAUGGCUCGGACUCAGAGAUUGAUGCCCGGGAUGAGGCCUCGGCUGUCCACUCUGCCACUCAAGGAUGCUGGUUCUCGUCCUUCAUCACCCUCAGAAACCAAUGCCAGUGAAAUCUACUUCGUGGAGCUGGUUAAAGAAGAUGGGACACUUGGAUUCAGCGUGACUGGUGGCAUUAACACAAGCGUGCCCUGUGGAGGUAUCUAUGUGAAAUCCAUCGUUCCCGGAGGGCCGGCUGCCAAGGAAGGGCGGAUCCUGCAGGGUGACCGGCUCUUGCAGGUGGAUGGCGUGAGUCUGUGUGGCCUCACCCACAAGCAGGCUGUGCAGUGCCUCAAGGGUUCCGGGCAGGUUGCAAGGCUGGUCUUGGAGAGAAGAGGGCCCAGGACGGCACAGCAGUGUCCUUCUGCUAAUAACAGAAUGGGAGAUGAAUGCACGGCUGUUUCCUUGGCAACGGUCUUGCCUGGAAGGCCCGCGAGCUGUGUCUUGGCAACAGAUGGUCCUAAGUUUGAAGUCAAAUUGAAAAAGAACAUCAGUGGUUUGGGAUUCAGUUUCGUGCAGAUGGAGAGAGAGCACUGCAGCCACCUCAGGAACAAUCUGCUGAGGAUUAAACGGCUCUUCCCGGGGCAGCCGGCAGAGGAGAACGGGGCCAUCGCAGCUGGUGACAUCAUCCUGGCCGUGAACGGAAGGCCCACGGAGGGCCUCGACUUCCAGGAGGUGCUCCAUUUACUGCGCGGGGCCUCGCAGGAAGUCACGCUCCUGCUUUGCCGACCCCCUCCAGGCACGCUACCUGAGAUGGACCAAGGAUGGCAGACACCCAUGCUGUCAGCAGACAAAGAAUUCACCAGAGCGACAUGCACUGACUCAGAGCAGAGCCCCAGCCUGGAUCAAGAGGACAGCCGAAGGGACAGUGCCUCCCCAGAUGCAGGGGAAGGCCUGGGUCUCAGGCCAGAGUCUUUCCAACCGGCCACCAGAGAGGCACAAUGGGACCAAGACACAGAGAGACCCUGGGCCACUUCCUUGACAUGUCCACAGGAUUCUUACCCUCAUUUAUGCCGACUUCACCGAGAAGUGGAUGCAUCAGCAUUGGCUACCUCUUUGGAAAAGGAUGUGAGGCAAAACUGCUAUUCAGUUUGCGAUAUCAGGAGACUUGACAGAUUUUCCUUCUCAUCUUCUCUAACCAGACUCUCAACAGACAUUUCCUGA